UUCGAGUUCAAAAUAUCUCACUGCUAGCUAAUUGUGAUCAUUUUCAUCCUCCUCUCGCCAAAAACACAGGCAGCUUUUGAGUUUUGAGAUGGAGAACAAUCACUCAAAGCCUCAUGCUGUUCUAUUUUCCUACCCUCUCCAAGGCCAUGUAAUCCCAGCAGUCCAUCUCGCAAUCAAGCUCGCAUCAAACGGUUUCACAGUCACCUUUGUCAACACUCGGGCAGUUCACCACCAAAUAAUCAAGUCCCAAAGUCUCGAUACCCCCUCAGAAGACGUUAACAUCUUCGACGGGGUGUGUAAAUCGAGCCUCGACAUACGUUAUGUAACGAUCAGUGAUGGUUUUCCUAUCGGAUUCGAUCGAUCCCUCAACCACGACCAGUUUUGGGAAGGUGUCCUGCAUGAUUUCCCAGCUCAUGUGGAUGAACUUGUAGCAGAACUAGUCAGAUCCGACCCACCGGUCACCUGCUUGAUAGCGGACACUUUCUUUGUGUGGCCAACAAUGAUAGCAGCAAAGUAUAACCUUGUGAACGUGUCAUUUUGGACUGAACCAGUUCUGGUCUUAACCCUCUACUACCAUAUAUACCUCCUCAGAGAAAAUGGUCACUUUGCUUCUCCUGGUAAUCAUCGGCAAGAUACAAUCGACUACAUUCCAGGUGUGAAAGCAAUUGAACCAAAAGACUUGAUGUCAUACCUUCAAGCAACUGAUGUCACAUCCGUAGUUCACAGGAUCAUAUUCAAGGCAUUUGAGGAAGUUAAAAGGGCAGAUUUCAUUCUUUGUAACACAAUUCAAGAGCUUGAAUCAGGUACCAUAUCUGCCUUUCAAGAAAAGCAACCUACCUAUGCAAUUGGCCCUAUUUUCCCCAAUGGAUUCACGAAGAGCACCGUGGCCACGAGCCUCUGGUCCGAAUUUGACUGCAUCGAAUGGCUCAACACUAAACCGGAUGGCUCAAUUCUCUAUGUCUCAUUUGGUAGCUAUGCACACGCUAGCAAAAGAGACAUAGAGGAAAUAGCCAACGGGCUUUUGCUAAGCAAAGUCGGCUUCAUUUGGGUUCUUCGACCUGAUAUUGUCAGCUCCAAUGAGACCCAAAUCCUACCCGUCGGAUUCGAAGAUGAGAUCAAAAAUCGAGGGUUGAUUGUGUCAUGGUGUAGUCAAAUUGAAGUCAUCUCACACCCUGCAAUUGGAGGAUUCUUAACACAUUGUGGAUGGAACUCCAUAUUGGAAAGUAUGUGGCGCGGCCUCCCAUUGUUGUGCUAUCCAUUGUUGACUGACCAAUUCACCAAUCGGAAACUAGUCGUCGAUGAUUGGAAGGUGGGGAUUAACCUUUGUGAUCGGAAAUCGAUCACAGAGGAGGAGGUGAAAGAGAAGGUGAACAGUUUGAUGAGUGGAAAGUCAAGUGAGGAAUUGAGGAGGAAUGCCAGGAAGGUCAAGAACACAUUGGAGAGUGCGUUGGAUAAAGAUGGUUCAUCAAAUGGAAACUUUGUUCGAUUCAUAGAUGAUGUGAAGGCUAAAAUCCAAGAGAAACAUGGGCUUAGCUUCAAAGACUUCAAUGUCAAUCACUAGGGUUCUUAAAUCUUUGUUGCAUAUUCGGUUCUUAAAUCUUUGUUGCAUAUUCCAAUAAGGCAAGGUUGUCAGUUUCCUUUGUUUUCUUUUAUCAGAUACAAGAUGGGCUGGUGCGGCGCUUACGUUCAUGUUUGUCC
Molecule: messenger RNA, 1698 nt
Organism: Fragaria vesca subsp. vesca
Lineage: Eukaryota; Viridiplantae; Streptophyta; Magnoliopsida; Rosales; Rosaceae
Product: UDP-glycosyltransferase 86A1-like
Exons: 2
Coding region: 89-1561 (490 amino acids)
Molecular function (GO): UDP-glycosyltransferase activity
Source: RefSeq, a predicted model, not a curated record